This is a messenger RNA of Diachasmimorpha longicaudata, 5669 nucleotides long. It is a transcript of the gene tna, whose product is annotated as zinc finger MIZ domain-containing protein 1. NCBI's taxonomy places the organism in Eukaryota, Metazoa, Arthropoda, Insecta, Hymenoptera, Braconidae. The transcript is spliced from 5 exons. The record is from RefSeq and is a predicted model, not a curated record. Gene Ontology annotation, cellular component: chromatin. Gene Ontology annotation, molecular function: zinc ion binding; SUMO ligase activity. Gene Ontology annotation, biological process: regulation of transcription by RNA polymerase II; protein sumoylation. Bases 833 to 3541 code for a protein of 902 amino acids.
AAAAUUUAUUUAUCAUCAUCGUCCCUCUAUUUACGACAAAGAAGCCUCGGGUUAUAAUUAUUUUAUACCCCAGAACUGCCUCAAUGACGCUCACCAUAAACAUCAAUGUUAUUAUUCAGUUUCGAAAAACAAAUAUUCCCGCGCAUUGACACCAGCGCCACAGUCCUACUGCUCCGCAACUACUGCGCAGUUGAGUCAAAAUGGCGUCGGGUGCCCGGCGAACGAGGACAGACGCCACAGUGCAGUGUUAACCGUGAAUUUGUGCGAAAACUAUUAACUGAAUUGUUGUGACACAAUUGUUAAACAAUUGAGGAUGUCUUAAAGCCUUUGACAAAUGUUAAUUGUCCGAACUGUACCUUGACAAACGUGAAACGUGUGCAUGAAUGUUGGAACCCCAGAACUCGUCGAAUCUCUGGUUUUGGCGUUCAAUCGUUCUAAAUUAAUGUCUUGACAGUGUUUUAAUUGUCAUUUUAAUCAAUUGUUCAGUGUUGUGAAGUGUUUGUGAAAUUUCCUGUGUCCGGAGCUCUCGGUGAAGCUGUAAACAUCGAGGCAGUUGGACUCCCACCAUUCGUGUCAACACCGGCAGAGCUGUACGAGAGGUUGUGCUGAACGAGGUGAAAUCGCUGGAGUAGUGAAAUUCAUCUCUACUUUUACAUCACCGCGCGGUGAACUGCGCACCAGUAGCGAAAUUGUAAACAAUCGGUGGAGUAUUUGGCCAUUACCACUUUCUCAUGAAUUAAUCAAACCGUUGAAGAAAGAAUAAUCAUCCGGGGUGUUUCGAGGAGUGCCACCCCAGAGUGGGGGUGGUGUUUAAGAGUUUAGUACCGCGGCAAUGGUGGCAGCUGCCACCGCAACGGCCACCGCCACUGCCUGCGUGGUGGCCAUGCAGGACCGCCAGGAUAUCCCGUCUCAGUUCAACCAGAGUCAGCAUGGAAUGCCCCACACAACCUACAACAGCGGUUACCCCCAGCGUGGCCCAAUGGCCGGAAUGGGUCCAGUCGGUAUGAACAACUUCACCGGAAUGACAUCAAUGGGCCCAGUUCACUCAAUGAACACCCUGAACUCCAUGAACACCAUGAAUCCCAUGAAUCCCAUGUCGAUGGCCCAAAUGAACUCGAUGAAUUCAAUGAACAGUAUGUCCCCAAUGACCCAGAUGAACACCAUGGCAAACGUGGGUAACAGUAUGUCAAUGAACACCAUGAUGACUGGUAACAGCAUGCAGAUGACAAAAAUGGGUAUGCAGCAGUCGCAGCAGCAGUAUCCAAGGCGUUUAGCACCCUAUCCAGCCCCAGGUAUGCACAUGGUCCAGAAACGUCAACAAGGUGCCUACGUCAGUCCCACCCCCCAGCAUCCAGGAAUGCAACAGCCGACAAAUUUCAACACAAUGGCCAAUCAGUAUCCAAAUAAUUAUCCAGGUACACGUGCCAACUUCCAUCCCCAGUACCAGCCCGUCCAGGGUAUGAGCCCGAGCUUCCCAAGCACUAUGAUCAGAGGCACCAACAUAAGACAAACAGCUCCAUCAUACAGUGCCCAAGGGGCACCCCAGUCAAAUCAGUAUUACGGUAACAGUAACCCCCAGCACAAUCAGGUGACAAUGUCAACGAAUCCAGUGUCACAUCAGACUGGACAAUUUGUUGGACAUCAGGGUACACCAAGCCAUCCAAAUCAUCCAGGUCAUCCGCCCCACCAAAGCCACCCAACGCAUCCAAAUCACCAGAGCCAUCCCACCCAUCCAUCACAUCCCAGCCAUCCAGGAUAUACAAAUGCCAAUUCAUAUCCACCGAAUCCCCAGUAUCAGCAGGAAGUAUCACCCAUGAGAAAUGGGCCCAAUCUACCCAACGUUUCUUACCAACACAGUCCAAUUCCUGGUAAUCCAACACCACCACUGACACCAGCAACAUCGAUGGCACCCUACAUAAGUCCAAAUCCAGAUAUAAAACCCAACUUCAGUGACAUGAAGCCGACCUUCUCCGAUAUUAAAUCACCAGCGUCAAUUCAGAAGGACGAUGAACUGAGAUUAACAUUCCCAGUAAGGGAUGGCAUUAUCCUUCCCCCAUUUCGUCUACAGCAUAAUUUAGCUGUCAGUAAUCACGCAUUCCAGCUUAAACCAACAGUUUAUCAAACACUAAUGUGGAGACAAGAUUUGGAAUUGCAGUUGAAGUGUUUUCAUCACGAGGACAGACAGAUGAAUACAAAUUGGCCAGCAAGUGUUCAAGUAUCGGUUAAUGCAACACCACAGGGAAUUGACAGGGGUGAAAAUAAAUCAUCUCAUAAGCCACUUUACCUCAAGGAUGUGUGUCAAAAUGGCAGAAAUACGAUACAGAUAACAGUGUCAGCAUGUUGUUGUUCACAUUUAUUCGUUCUUCAGUUGGUUCACAGGCCGACUGUCAGGAGUGUACUCCAGGGUACAUUGAAGAGGCGAUUGUUGACAGCUGAACAGUGCAUUGCCAAUAUCAAGCAGAACUUCAAUAGCUCGAUGGGUAACAGUGGAAUUAAGAGUGAGAAUGAUGUUGUUGAGCAGACGGCGUUGAAGAUAUCGUUGAAGUGUCCGAUUACCUUCAAGAGAAUUACCCUUCCAGCUAGGGGUCACGAUUGCAAGCAUCCCCAGUGCUUUGAUCUUGAGAGUUAUCUUCAAUUGAAUUGUGAGAGGGGAGCGUGGAGGUGUCCAGUUUGUUCGAAACCUGCUGUGCUGGAGGCGUUGGAGGUGGAUCAGUACAUCUGGGGAAUUCUUCAUUCCACAGCAAGCAGUGCGGACAUUGACGAAGUGACGAUAGACUCGGCUGCCAAUUGGAGGCCUGCCAAGAGCCACUCGAGUAUCAAAAGUGAAGAGGAUGACUGCAACAAGAGGCACAUCAAGAAGGAGGCCAUGUCCCCUGGCAGCAUGAGCAUGCCCACUAUGAACAAUUGGGAGAUGAAUCAGGCGAUGAGUCCGUACAUGCCACCUGAUAUGAACAGCAUUGUCAGUGGAUCUAUGAUGAAUACUUCGUCACCUGGGUACAGGGGUAGUAGCAUCAAUCAUAGGAAUUCCUCCGGGGGUAGUUAUGAUAUCAAUAAUGGGGGAAAUCUUGGAAGUGAUUACACGAAUGGCGCUGGACCUCUGACGCAUCUCAGUGAUUCGGUUAAUUCACUGGAUCCGUUGAAUGCUAUGGAGAAGAGUCUCAAUGAUCAGAUGCCUCAUACACCUCACACACCCCACACACCACAUACACCUCACACUCCUGGAGGUGGUAACAGUGGACCUCCGAGUGUACCACCAGCAUCACAGGAAUCAGCUAAUCAUAAUACUUCAGGGAAUGGUAGCACUAAUAUCAGUGGGAAUGAGACAACCGAAAUUCCGUCUGAUCUUAACUUUGAUCCUGCAGCGGUUAUCGAUGGAGAGGGAACGGGACAAGAAGCUUUGAACUUGCUGCCCGACAACGUCGUAGAUCCAAUGGAGUUGCUCUCCUACCUGGACCCCCCAGAUCUCAACACUCCCCCGAGCAGUGGAGCAAGCAGUGGUCAUCCCUCCUCCAACGACGACAUCCUGGCGUUCUUCGAAUGAACCUAGAGUAAAUGACCCCCAACUUGAAAAUACGAAGGCACGUCAUCUUUUCAAAAUAAUCAAAUUUCAAAAAAAAAAAAAAUGACAAAAAAUAAUAAUAAACAUCAGACUCAUGUCAUAACACGAGUGACACCAAGUCAAUCCUCACUGUUAACCAAAUGGCCAACAAUUUGUGGUGAUUACUGAUGGCAAUGGAGUCACGUGGGUGCUUUCACCUAAACCAAUGGUACAAAACACUUUUUAGAUCUAAUUGUAAUAUUCCUAUGGACAAUGCUAGGGCAUAUUAGGUUUACAAUUACCUAAUUAUAUUGAAAGGGUAAAAAAAAUGCUGCAGUUACAGUUUUUAACGAUUAUCUGGCUGUGGCUGUGAGUUGGUCUUGAAUCAAUGAAUUUGAGGGGAAAAAAAUUAUAAAAAUGGACCAGAUUUCACAAUUAACGAGAUAACUGCUUCACAAAUUCACUGUUUAAACUGUGAAAUAUUGAGUAAAGGCCUCUAAUCGGUCUCUGAGGGCGGUCUACUGUCGACUGACUGUCGGCAACUAUUACUUGUACAGAAUUUUAUCUUUAUUAUUUUUUUUCUCAGUUCUUUUUGUAAAUAAUCUCGAUAGAUUUAAGGAUACUCAAACGUUGUAAACCUGCUUAUUGAUGGAUAAUAGCGCAUACAGUGUUCCUUUUUUUUCUUUUGUUUAGGGAGAAAUUUGAUUUUUUCUGAGGAUAUUAUAUAUUGUAUCAUGCGACACGUAAACCAAAAGAGUAUGAGAUUCUUCCAAAAUUUUAUUCCAUUAAUUUUUCAGAGUGAUGUGGACAUUUUGUGGGGGAAAUGCAUCUGUUUACUCUGGGGGACGAGGGGUGGUUGGGGGUGGUUAUGUCCACUUUGUUGAUGGAAUCGUCGAUUUUUUAAAAUUUCUAUUUUUGUCAUCGUUUUUAUUUUAUCUGCUGAAUGCAAUCAACGAGUCAAUUGAACUACUUCCUCAUUAUUUUAUUUUCCAAAACCUCGUGAAGUCGCCGAAACUAAAGUUCUGAUGUUGAUAUAGGAAAUAAUUGUGUUUAUUUUCUGAAAAAAUUAAAUUGUAUUUGAAGUAACAUCUGUGGAGGAAUUAUCACGAAAAUUAGUGAAGAUGCACCCAAAAAAAUGAGAGGCAUUGUGGAUGUUCAAGCUUACAAAUCAAUGAUUUCAAGACAUUGAAUUGAGUCGUUUGAUCUGAAUAAUUUAAGCGAGAAUCGAUCAUGAGUCGAAUUCAGAAAACUUCACUGAAUCGAGUUUAAAUAAAUAUCUGUGAUUCAACUAAGUCACGAGAUAUUGAAUUAAAAAUUGAUUCAAGUUGACCCGAUGAGGCAAGUUGACUUAAUUGACUCGAAAUCGUCUCGUGCAAAGCCACAGUGGAUUAUUAUUCGAUAUUAACGAUACAAUGACUCAAUUCCAGUUGUGAAAUGUCAAGUCAACUAGAUAAUUGGAUUAAAUUCUAUGAAUUAUUCAACUCAAUCGUAAAAAUCCAUAAUCAAGUGCUGAUAAACUUGAGUUUAGUCAUUUUUUUUUUUGGUGCGAAAAAUGUUAACUGCCAGUUCUUGAGGCACAACGAGCCCCGACUUAUCUCUUCAUCAUCUUUGUAUCUUUUUGUGAUUGAAGACGAUAAACAAGAAUAGAAAAAAAAAACAAGAGAAAAUAUACUUAAAGUGAUUCAUGUAGUUAUACAAAUUUUAUAUAUUAAAAAAAAGGAAAGGAUGAAGGUGAAAGACGUGUGGUAAUGCAACAAAGUAAGAAAAUGUAUUUAUAUUCCGAUGAGUUUACGUGAGACAGUGCACAAGGCAGAGAAAACAGUUUAACAAAUAAUGAACAAUUCGGUCAAGUUUCUAUUUAUAAUUAUUACGAAUAAUUGCGAUUAAAAGUUUUAUUAUAACGUAAUUAUUAAUCGUAAAAAAAUUAUUGUAUAUUAUUUGUAAAUACGAGAGGGUGAAAGAGAAAAAGGGAAAAGAUGGAAAAGUGGAAAAAAUAAAAAAUGGAGAUAGAUUAAUAAUAUAAGAAAAAAAAAUAAAUAAAAAGUGGCAGAUACUUAUUGGCCAGUUAUAAACAGUAAACAAUGGAUUAAUGAUUAAUUAAAGAUGAAUAAAAAAAGAAAAUGAUUGAAAA